Phoenix dactylifera (date palm) is the source of this 1970-nucleotide messenger RNA. The record is from RefSeq and is a predicted model, not a curated record. Lineage: Eukaryota; Viridiplantae; Streptophyta; Magnoliopsida; Arecales; Arecaceae.
ACAUCAGCACCAUUCCGCUCUCUCUUCCACAUGUGAAUUUUACUUCACUCUCUGUUCUUGAUCUUUAUGGGAAUUACAUUAUUCGACGAUGCCUGGUUGGUUGUUCAACAUAAGUAGCCUUGAGUACCUUGAUCUAGGCUUCAAUGAUAUUCGGUGCAUCAUUCCGCCUGCAAUUAAGAAUCUAGCUUCGCUCGAGUUUCUUGCUUUAUCCGGUAAUCGGUUUCUCGAAGGUAAAAUCCCGGCUGCACUUGGGGGUCUUUGCAAGCUGCAGUAUUUGGGAUUUUCAUUCAUGAAUAUCAGCAAAAAUUUGCAUGAACUUGAUGAUGUGUUUACGGGAUGCAUCAAAAACAGCUUAGAGACUCUGGAGAUGGGGUAUACCCAGCUGAGCGGUUAUUUGCCGGGCUGGUUGGGGGACUUCAGAAUGCUCAAAGCUCUCGAUUUGAGUGACAACUCAAUUUCUGGUCCCCUUUCUUCAUCAAUUGGAAGACUGUCAGCACUUCAAGAAUUAUAUCUCAGCUCGAACUUUUUGGAGGGUGUCAUCUCUGGAGAAUACUUUGCCAAUUUCACCAAAUUGAAAUAUCUAGAUUUGUCAGACAACCAAUUAAUUCUGAAUCUGACGUCUGAUUGGAUCCCCCCUUUCCAGCUUCAAGCGUUACGCAUUGGUUCUUGCAAGCUGGGACCACAAUUCCCUUCAUGGCUCCAGACACAAAAAAAUAUUUCCGAUCUAGACUUGUCUAGCAAUGGAAUUUCAGGCACUCUGCCAGAUUGGUUUUGGAGGUCAUUUUUCCAGCAUAUAAAUUUCUUGAAUAUCUCCAACAAUGGAAUCACUGGUCCUUUGCCAAAUUUUUAUUCUGUUGCUAUGCUGGAACUAGACUUAUCAAACAAUUCAUUUUCAGGAAUGAUUCAUCCUGGUAUUGCAAAAGUAUGCCCAAUUAGAUCACUGAAAAGAUCGGUUGCAUUGCAACAGUUGGAGUCACUUGACUUAUCAAGAAACAACUUUUAUGGUGGAAUUCCUUCAAGCAUGAUUGCGCUAACUUUUUUGAGUCACUUAAACUUAUCAUAUAACAACUUGUCAGGAAGAGUUCCAUCAGGUAAUCAAUUUCAGACCUUCACCGACCCAUCUAUCUAUGCUGGUAAUCCUGGUCUUUGCGGGUUCCCAUUAGCUCAAAAGUGCAAUGAUGACGAGACAAAUCAAGAUCCAAAUGUUGUUGGAGGAGAUGAAGAAGGAUCUGAAAUCGAGUGGUUGUAUAUGAGCAUGGGGCUAGGAUUUGCAGUCGGUUUAUGGGCCGUUUUUGGUCCAUUAUUAUUCAACAGAAAAUGGAGAGAAGCCUAUUUUCGACUUAUAGAUCAAGUUUAUGAUAUGGUUUACGUGGCCCUCGUAGUGACAUUCAAUAGGUUUAAAGAGCACAAUGCUGCAGCAUGAUUGUUUAUGAUAUGGUCUACAUAAACUUUUUUUCUUUUUUCUGUUUUUUUAAAGUGCUUGUAAAAAUAUUCAAAAUAAAUUAUUUGUACUCAAACUCUAGUUUCACACAUGGAACCCUAUACCUGUACUACUCUAAUAAAAUAACAAAGUUCAAACUAACACACUAACUUAAUCAAGAGAGAAUUGCUAAUUAUGGUUUGAAGGUCAAGUCAUAUGUCAUGCUUAAAUUAUUUGAGCUUAGAGGACUAAACUCAUGUGAAUGUGCUCUGCAGAUCAAGCAUGAACUUAUUUGAAUUUGAAAUGGUUUGAGCUCGGAAGAUUGCACUUAUAGGCGCAGGAGACUACACGUAAUUUAUUUAGUUAGCAAAUUAAGGAAUUAGAACUUUGCUUAUUCUUGAUAUGUUAUGAAGUUGGCUCCAUCUCCAAGCUUUGCUCGAUCUAUGAGCUCACAAGCUUUUUCAUCUGUUACACUAUGUGAGUUGUCACAUAUGAUAGGUCAUCUUCCAAAAUAAAACAAAUAGGUUAUCUCAUUGAUUUGGCAUCUUGA